Messenger RNA from Cutaneotrichosporon oleaginosum, 1342 nucleotides. RefSeq lists its product as uncharacterized. The record is from RefSeq and is a predicted model, not a curated record. NCBI's taxonomy places the organism in Eukaryota, Fungi, Basidiomycota, Tremellomycetes, Trichosporonales, Trichosporonaceae.
ACUCUGCGAACGCUACACUCUGCUCACAGCUCACGACACACCUUCCACUGCUCAUCUCAUCAUGGCACUACCAGUACGCGACGGCACGGCGUACGGCGAGGUCCGCGCGCCGCUUGACAAGUCCAAGCUCGUUCCCUACCUCGAGGCGAAUGUCAAGGGCUUCAAGGGCCCGCUGGACAUCAAGCAGUUCGGGUUCGGGCAGAGCAACCCCACCUACCUCCUCGAGACGCCCUCUAAGAGCUAUGUGCUCCGCCGCGCGCCGUCGGGCAAGCUCCUGAGCUCGACAGCGCAUCGCGUUGACCGAGAGUACCUCAUCCUCGAGCGGAUCGGCACCUGGAACGCCAAGCUGCCCGCGAGCAAGGCUGCGCUCCGCGUCCCUGUGCCCGAGGUGUACUGCCUGUGCGAAGACCGCGACAUCGCCGGCGCCCCCUUCUACGUCAUGGAGUACCUCAAGGGCCGCAUCUUCACGGACGUGACGCUGCCAUCGCUGCCGCGCGCCGAGCGCGACGCCAUCUGGCAGGGGUGCGUACAUGCCCUCACGCUCCUGCACGCCGUGCCGGUGGAGCAGCUUGAGAUGCCGGCCUCCUUCGCACCCGACAUCAAUGCAAAGCCCUACUUCCCGCGCCAGGUCAAGAGCAUGCUCAAGGUGAGCGCGUCCCAGGGCGCUGCGCCCGUGCCAGAGUAUCCCGGGGGCGUGCUGGGCGACAUCUGGGGCUCGGGCGAGCUCGUGCCGUACUACGAGAGCGGGGCCGGGCGGGUGGCCGCGGCGGACGCCGCACACGGUCCCAGCAUUGUGCACGGCGACUACAAGCUCGACAACAUGAUAUUCCACCCUACCGAGCCGCGGGUUAUCGGCAUCCUCGACUGGGAGCUCUGCACAGUCGGUUCGCCUCUCGCCGACCUGGGCAAUAUGACCAUUCCGUUCAACUACCCCCCGCUGAGCGAGGAGGAGAAGGCCACGAUCAGCAAGAGCGGCAGUCAACAGCUCGGCCUCGGCGGGUUGCCGUCCAGCGAGACGGGCAUCCCUACCCGGGAGGACCUCGAGGCGUGGUGGGUCAAGGGCAUCAACGCGGGAUACACAGCCCACGGGCGGACCGGGGCGCAGUGGCAAUACCCCAUCCCCAACAUGCCGUGGGUGCGGUCGUGGAUGCUCUUCCGCCUUGCGAUCAUUAUGCAGGGCAUUGCGGCGCGCGCGGCUCUCGGCCAGGCUUCCAGCGCGUCCGCAACCGUGACGCGCGGCGGCAUGGACUUCUUUGGCAAGGUCGCAAUGGGCGCAAAGAAUGAGAAACAGGACAGCGCACGGCUGUGAUUGUAGUUGAUAUUUGCAUGACAAGAUUUUGAG